UCACACACACACACACUCACACACGCACACACACGCACACACGCACACACACACACACACACACACACACAAUUUCCUCCCCCACUUCUUCACAAGGCAUGCACACUGCAAAGACAUUUAGCUCUUGGCCACCUGCCUGCAUCCAUGUCAGCCUGUUUCCCAUUUGGCGCUGGAGUGUUUCUCUUUCCUUUUAAAGGUGGGGGUGGGCGCAGGAAGCCUUCAUCUGAUAUUCGGUGUUACAGUAUGAACCUUUUUUUUUUUUUUUUUUUUAAACACAAAACUGAUUUGUUUUAAACAAACAAGUUUGGUGGCAGUAAGAGAGAGACUGAGUGUGUCUGUGUGUGUGUUCACCUUCACGCAUCAGUAUCUCAUUCCAGUGCAGCCUAUGCAUGGACACCUUACUGCUUUUGUCUUUGUGCUGAUAUAGAGGGAGCUCCAAAUGUGUUAACUGUAGCCCAUGUGGUCUCAGUUUAAGAUUUUGUGACAAUUUAAAAGCAUAAAAUGAGCACUGAACAAUGGCAGGAAAAGAAAUCUCCGUUUCACUCUGAUCUGUUUUCCACUCCCGUGUGAUUUCACGCUGGAAAGCACUCCCUGUUUUAACCUUCACCCGAGGUGCACUCCCCACACGCAAGCACAAGCAUGAGUCUGUUCGCCGCUUCAGGAGCACAGAGAGAUAUAAAUAAGGCUGGAGUGAGGGAGCAGGGUCGGAUCGUCUCUAAGCAGUGUGGGAUGAACGGGGCGGUCGCUUGCAUGCUGUGCCGCAGUUUCUUGGCAGCGGUUCAAAAGUGAGCCUUGGAAGACAUAUUGUAGGAGACAUAUUGUAUCAGGAAUGCCUGACGUUCUGCACACAACCUAAAGCCCAUGGGACGAUGGUCGGGAGGCUCCUCACUUCAGACCUGCCCUUGCAGAGUGGCCAUUCAGCACAGUAUGAGAGUCCCCACUGGGGACAUACACCCAUCAACUGCAGUGCUACUAUAGGCACAACCAGUAACAGUGGCUGGGAUCAACUGAUUAUAGACAAAAGUGAUACCGAGGAGUGGCCUUCUAUUUCUCGCAGCGAAAGCCACAUCCCUGCAGGAUGCCCAUCAGAUACUGAGAUUGUCAACAACAUCAGCAGCAACACAGACAGCAUGAGCAUGGCCACAGGGGGCAGCCAGCAAGGACACUUUCCCACUAAUCAUCCCAGUAAAGCCAGUAACAGCCACUCAGGAGGCAUCCUCUCCAGCCAGAGUGGGGCCAGUAGAGGCUGGGGCUCUGGCCCAUCUCCUGCCAUUGCUGGAGAAGGAAAGAGUGAUGGCAGCAGUGCAUCAUUGGGAGCCAGGACCUGGGGCUCCUCCAACUUUAACUUGAAUUUGAAUCCCAACGCCAACCCCUCUGCCUGGCCAGUCCUUGGCCAUGAGGGAACAAGCGUGGGUGGCAGCUCUGGAGUAUCCAACCAAGCUCCUUCUAAUAUCUGCAGCCCACCAGGUGCUCCAUCCUCUGGACCCAGCAGUAGUGGCAAUUUAGUUGGUGGCAAUGGAAAUUCUGCUGGAAACUCUGGUAAUGGUAAUAGCAGCACCGCCUGGGGUGGUAUAGUGUCUAGUGACACCUCUGAGCCACACUCCUCCCCUUCCACGAAUGUGUCUUUUAGCUCUGAACCUCAGAACCUUAACACUGAAGGACCAAAUCACACUAAGCAAGAGCCCAUGAGCCCUGCCAAUAGUCUACCUAACUGGGGUGUCACCCCUGUUGGCAUGGGCUCUUUUGUCCAGUCUCCAACAGGAAGUUCACAGGUCAAUGGGGAGGAGGGGUCUGUGUGGGGUAAUGGAGAUGCCAAGACUGCCAAUAGCUCCAAGGAUUCAGGCUGGGAUUCAGGAAGUGGUUGGGGUCAAGGAGUAGCUUCAGGCACCCCUGGUUGGGGACAAGCCUCAUCCAAUGGGGACUGGGGCAAGCAUUCCAGUGAACCUAAAGGGUGGGAGUCUGCAGGAUCUCCCACUCAAGAGCAGCCACUCAGUUCUUGGGGCAGUGGGGCCAAUGCUCCAGCUAGCGAGGGAAGCAGUGACAGCAUGGAUGGUCAUUCUCACAGGAGGGAACGCUCAUCAAGAGAUAUGGCCCCACCUCUCCUGCCUGCCCAGGACAUGGACCCAAGGGUUUUGUGCAACACAGGAUGGGGACAGACCCCUGUCCGUCAGCACACAGCCUGGGAGACAGAAGAAGCUGCAUGCUCAAAUCACAAGAAUGAUGUUGGUACUGAAGCCUGGGGCUCAUCUUCAAAUGCACCUCAUAUGGCACAACCACCAUCUCAUGGUAGUGUCAAUCCAAGUUCUGGACCUGACUCUGGGGGCAAGAGUGAUGCGCAUCGCCCUGCUGCAGCAACUACAUCAGGCUGGGGAAUAUCCCCCAGUCAGUCAUGCUCUGGAUGGGGUGACAACAGCAAGAAACCCCCUAUUGGUCCUGGGGGUUGGGGCAACCCACCACAAGGAGGCCACAGUGGUAGCUUGCAAAAAAGUGGGCAGUCCUGGGGCUCUGAAGACAAGUCUCCUACAUGGGAUGACUCCCAUGCCAAGGCUAAACCUCAGGGUUGGGGAGAGGGCCCCAAGCCAUCCCAUGGUUGGGGCAGUGACCCAGGAGGGGACAGUGGAGCUGGUGAUGAGUGGGGUGACUCUGGAGAAGGAAAGAAGAAUGGACCAUCCAGCUCUUCCUGGGAGGGAGAUGGAUCAGGGUGGAAAGAAAGCCCUCGUGGUUGGGGAAAACCAUCCCCAGGUGGAGGCUGGGGAGAUGCACAACGCUCCAAUGCCUCAACACAGGGAUGGAGCAACAAGUCUCAGGAGGGUGGCAAUGGCAGUAGUACUGGUGGGAGCAUGGGUUCAUGGGGAGGUUCGGGCUCUCUCAAACAGAGUGGUUCUGGUUGGGGAGGAAGCAAUGGAGGAGGAGUAAAACAUAAUCAUGCUGCAGAGCCCACAGGAUGGGAAGAGCCCUCCCCACCCUCCAUCCGACGCAAGAUGGAAAUCGAUGAUGGUACCUCAGCUUGGGGUGAUCCAAGCAGUUAUAAUAAGACAGUUAACCUCUGGGACAGGAACAAUCCUGGAAUGCAGAGUAAAACAGGCUCUGGAAAUGCCAGCAAUCCCCCCAGCAGCCAUCACCACCAUACCCAUCAUAAUCAACCUCCGUUACAGGGCCAUGGACAUGGAGGGCCAGUUGCAACCAACAACCAUAUCACUCCUGACAGUACAAGCCCACAUCAAGCUGUGGCUCCUCAUAGCAGAGCACCCUUGAUGACCACAGGAUGGGGAGAAAUGCCAAAUGUCCACUCCAAAUCUGAGCCCUCAUGGGGAGAGCCAGUGCCCUCUCCAGCAAGCGUGGACAAUGGCACAUCAGCCUGGGGCAAACCUCCUGGGGGCUGGGGUGACAGUAGCCCUGAAGGCUAUGGCCGAGGUGGAGGCCCGCCAGGAUCUGCCCCCUGCAAGCCAGCCUCUAAAUCUAUGCAAGAUGGCUGGGGAGGUGGAGAGGACAUGGGCCUGUCGACAGGGCAGUGGGAGCAGGAUGAGGGUGACAUGUGGAACAGCACAGCCUCUCAGGAGAGCAGCUCAUCCUGCAGCUCAUGGGGCAACCAGCCCAAGAAAGGUUCUCAGAAGACGAAGGUUCCUAAUAAACAAGACGAUGCCUGGAUUAUGACCCGUCUGAUUAAACAGCUGACAGAUAUGGGUUUCCCUAGAGACCCUGCAGAGGAGGCUUUGAAGAGCAACAAUAUGAACCUGGACCAGGCCAUGAGUGCCCUGUUAGAAAAGAAGACUGAAUUAGAUAAGCGAGGGUUGGGAAUCUCUGACUACAGUAAUGGCCUCGUCAACAAGCCAAUGAGCUGCAGGCCUUCAAUCAUCUCCAAAGACUCCUCCUCAGACCGUCCUGCCUUCCUGGACAAGGAUGGAGGACUAGCGGAUGAUGCCCAAACUUCACCAUUUAUGCCUUCUCCCAGCCUGAAGCUCCCGUUGGCUAGUGCUGCCCUCCCUGGCCAGAGUCUUGGGGUCACAAUGCAAAACUUGAACAACAGACAGAUGCAGAGUGGCAUGUUUGGCAGUAGUGGAACAGCACAAACCCGGGCCCUGCAGCAGCCUCCUCCUCAGCCAGCAGUGCCACCUCUCAACUCCUCCCAGCCUAGUCUACGUGCUCAAGUGCCUCAGUUUCUCUCCCCUCAGGUUCAAGCACAGCUCUUACAGUUUGCAGCAAAAAACAUUGGUCUCAACCCUGCACUUUUAACCUCACCAAUAAACCCUCAGCAUAUGACCCUGUUGAACCAACUCUACCAACUGCAACUGGCAUACCAGCGUUUACAAAUUCAACAGCAGAUGUUGCAGGCACAGCGUAAUGUUUCUGGCCCUAUCAGACAACAGGAGCAGCAAGUUGCACGUACAAUCAAUAACAUGCAGCAGCAGAUCCAGCAGCACCAGCGGCAGCUGGCCCAGGUUUUGCUGGUGAAGCAGCAGCAGCAGCAGCCUCCUCCCUCUCAUCCCAGCCUGCAUCCCAGCACAGGCAAAUCAGCACUGGACACAUUUCCUUCUCACCAACAGGCAUCAGGCCUCUCUGUCUCUGACCUGCCGACCAAAGAGCCGCAGUCUUCUCCCAACUCCUUCUCCUCUUAUACUCUCUCUGGCUUGAACCCCAACAUGAAUGUAAACUGCAUGGAAGUGGGAGGUCUGUCCAUGAAGGACUCUCCUCAGCCUCAGUCGCGCCUGUCACAGUGGACGCACCCCAACUCCAUGGAGAAUCUCUCUGGCAGCUCCUCGCCUAUGGAACCUGGACUCAGCAAGCAUGGUGCCAUUUCUGCAGGUCCAAACCUUGGUGCUCCAGGUAAACCCACUCUGGAUGACUCCUACAACCCGUAUAACCUGAUGCAGGGCACUGACUCUCCUGCCAGUUCACUGGUGACCCCAGACAGCUGGGGCCAGAGCAAGAAUGCCAAUGACAAGAUGUCCAAUGGGACCAACAUCAGCUGGCCACCAGAGUUCUGCCCAGGAGUGCCCUGGAAAGGACUACAGAAUAUUGACCCUGAGACUGACCCCAAUGUGACCCCAGGAAGUGUUCCCAGUGGCCCCACUAUCAACACCAACAUUCAGGAUGUGAACCGCUACCUGCUCAGAGACAGGAGUGGAGGUAAGCUGUCAGACAUGAAAUCCACUUGGUCGCCAGGGCCCAUCUCACACACGCAGGCCUCACUCUCCCAUGAGCUGUGGAAGGUGCCUCAGGGACCGAGGAACACUACAGCCCCCACCCGUCCUCCACCUGGCCUGACCAAUACCAAGCCCUCCUCCACCUGGGGGGGCAACAGCCUAGGCUUGGUGCCCGGCUGGAGCAGUUCUUACUCCUCAGGUACCACAUGGAGUACAGACAGCUCCAACAGGACCAGCAGCUGGCUUGUACUAAGGAACCUUACACCCCAGAUUGACGGCUCUACUCUGCGGACGCUGUGCAUGCAGCAUGGCCCCUUAAUCACAUUCCACCUCAACCUGACGCAGGGCAACGCCGUGGUGCGCUACAGCUCCAAGGACGAGGCUGGCAAAGCCCAGAAGUCCCUGCACAUGUGUGUACUGGGCAAUACCACCAUCCUGGCAGAAUUUGCUGGAGAGGAGGAGGUGAAUCGCUUCUUUGCACAGGGUCAAUCCCUCACACCCACCACCAGCUGGCAGGCCAACCCGGGCACCAAUCAGACGCGGCUGGGGGGUGGAGCGUCUGCCAAUUCGCACCCCAUUGGCCACUGGAACACCGCCAACCUGGGAGGAGGCGGAGCUGGCAGUGCAGCUAAGGCAGGCAACGAGCUGCUAUGGGGGGGUGUGCAGCAGUACUCCAGCCUUUGGGGGCCGCCCAGUACAGAGGAGGGCCGAGUGGUAGGCAGCCCAACCCCUAUUAACACACUGCUUCCUGGAGACCUGCUGAGCGGAGAGUCCAUGUGAGGGAGUCGACUCAGGAGGAGAAUUAUGAAUAUUAAAAAUUAAAAUGAACAUAAAAAAAAAAAAACUUGAAGAAAUAUAAUUACACAGGAGCAAAAACCAAGCAAAAUCAUGUGGUGAUAAUCAGCAUAAGUGGAACUGUGAACCAAUAGACAGGAGGCUGAAGAUACACUUGUAAAGGCUGCUGACCUUCUUCCUCUUCUCCUCCUUUUUAUUUUGCAUCAUUUCAGUGGAUUUUUGUGUUAUUUUUUUUUUUCAUGUGAUGCUUUGGUUACAGUAUUUUCUAAGACUUUUGGAGAAGAGCAAGUGACGAAACUAAAAGGAAAUAGAACCUUUAAUUACAAACUUUCUCUUAAUAACUGAAAACUGUGUGAAACUGUAUUUUACUACAACUGAUCAGACAAGCUGCCAUUUUUAAAUGUCCCCUGGCACAAGCCCCUCAUCACCCCAGAUACACCGUACGAGCCUUCCUCCCUACUCCCCCAAAGAAAUGCAUCAUUCCUAUCAGCCCUCACCUUUAGACUGUAUCCAUUGCUUUUUGUUCAUCUGUUAGCCUGGCGGGUUUGUUUAACAGCACUAAACUAGCCUUAAAUGCUUAGCAGCCUCAUCUCCCUCACACUCACUCUGGGCUUACAGAUGAGAUGGAUCCGAGAAUUGCACAUUUUCCUCACUUUCGAGCCAGCAGAGAAGAAAAGUUUCAUGCUUGACUUAGCACACAGGCCACAGCACACAUCUGCUUUUCCUUCAGACCUCAGCCAUCACCCUCGUCUGUCCACAUCACUAUUAAAGGGGCAGACGUGUGGCUGGUGCUUACUCAUCUGCAGGACAGGCUGUGCAAAUAGUUGCCAGUGUGUGUGUGUGGGUGUGUGUGUGCGCUGCAUUAACCACUGUCUUCAGAACUUUUUAACGAAACACUCGGAACACACCACACAGAACGAAUGGUCAAAUCACGUUCAAUUCCUUCUCUUCUGCUCCAUGAAUGACCUCAGUUAUUUGUGACCCAGUGGGGAAAAAAAUCAUGUUUGUCGGACGUGCAAUAUGCCACAGACUCUUCCGUCCAUCAUUAUACAGAGCUUAUGCUGGUGAAGUUUCCUUUCUUUUCUAAAUUGGAGGUGGGGGCACAAAAACAGUUGUUGUCCCUCAUCCACCAAGUGUGGGGACAAAGAGGAAGACUUUCUCAUGGUGUGUGAGCCUGUAGUGAAGACGAUCACUAGCACUUCCUUAAAAGACACAAAGUGACCAUAGCAGGAUGCGGGCUUCAAACCAAAUAAGUGUUUCUUGUUACCCAGUAGACAAGGUGCAUUUUAUGUUGUAUUUGGUACAAAAUAAUAGAACAAAGAGACUGGUUUGAAAAAUGGGUUGUUUAUCAUAGCACUUACCAAGAGCAUCAUGCUCCAACUUCAAUGCCAACAAAUCACACAUGGAAAGCUGGAACUGAAAAAAGCAAAGAAAAAGCAAUCUACAUAGCUUUUCCAUGCUCUUUUUUUAAAACUCUAAAUGGAUUUUUUUUUUUUUCCUUAUGUCCCUCCCUUGGAUGGACGUCAAAUGGUAGCAAAUGAAGGGUAGAUUAAAAAAAAAAAAAACAUGCAAAACUGAUUCUGAAGCAUUCUCGUGUUUAUAUAUAUAUUUAUAUAUAUACAUAUAUAGAUAUAUAUCAAAGUAAAUAUUACUGUUACAGUACUCCAAAAUUGUUAGCCUUUUGUCUGGAGAUGCUAGACAUGUCCAUAUGUGGUAAUAGAUCCUGCGGGGCCCUUACGCCUGGCGGCCCCACCUUCCUUGGAUAAUAAGUGUGGCCACUGAGUGCCUAUCUGUUGUGGCGCCCGCUGUGCCCACGCUGACUCUGACGCCACUGUGCCAGACCGGUGCGCCCGAUGCCAGAGCGUACUUGGAGCUGCUGUUUGGCCUGGCGCAGAGUGGCAGCUCUCUCAGAAAUGGCCCGACAGUACUCUUGCGCCAGCAUUUGACCUCGUCUCAACUCUCUUAAAACUCUCUUUCUUUUCAUGCAAAGAUCACUUUAGCUGGAAGUGGACAAGAUCCUUUCACGUCAUUUUCAAUUAUUGGUUGUAUUUUUUUUAUUCCCUGGAUUUGCAAGUGUUCUUAUUUUUUGUCAACAUUGCUGUUAUUGUUGUCUUUAUGAUACUUUAUGCUCUUUAAGUGUGUGUGUGUGUGUGUGUGUGUGUGUGUGUGUGUGUGUGUGUGUGUGUGAGAGAGAGAGAGAGAGAGAGUGAGUGAGUUCAUGCAGUGGUCUUUUACAGUAGCUGCUCUUUACCAGCCCCUUUCACUGCACAUAUGCAGGAACAUUUGGAGAAAGAGGCAUGUCUACGCUUUUUAAUUGCAACAGUUCAUGUUACUAUGCCAUGUCAGCAUAUCAUGCUGAUCUAGAAGGACGGUUUGGGGAUUUUCCUUUUCCGGGUUGCUUUUAUGGAUCGACUGAGUUUAGGGGCACAUCCUACUGGAAUUAGGGAACUGUAGUUAAGAGUAUUAGACAUGCUCAGCCUGCCUGCUACCUCUCCAUUACCCAGUCUCUCUCUUUCCUUCUGUCUGCUUCCUGUUUAUUCUGUCAUGGUCCUGCAAGACUGUACUCAUACUGGUGCUGAAGACAAACAACACAGCGCAACUCUUUCUUUACGACUUCUCAUCUUCUGAUUAUCACAGUAAUAAAAGCAAAUGACAAGAGAGACCCUCUUUUUCUAUGCAAAGUCUGAGUGAGAGAUACAUGUUCACUGUCACUCAAUACAGCCCAUCAUUUCCUGGGUUUUUUUUUUGUUUGUUUUUGUUUUCUAGCAUUUCCUGGUUUCUAAGCAGGCAGCUUCCUGUUACUGUGGCCUGCAGUGUUCAAAAUGUUUGCAUCUCCGAACACCAGUUCCGAAAAAAUGAUAUUUAGCCCUUGUUGCUUUUUCUCUGAACGGCUUCUUAAACUGUGCAUGCAAUCUCAGGGCAGACUCAGAGAACUCCAAACUUAGUUUACCCAAAGGAGGAAAUUCAUAUAUUGUUCAGUGGUGGUUUUUUUGGAGGGGGGGAAUCUUAUAUUUCUUUAGAUGUAUUUCAUAUUGGUUAGAAUUAGUGCAUCUGUAAUGGUGGGAGUAUUGGGAAAUCUUUUUUGUGUUUGCCUUUCUGAGUUCUUCAGCAUGCACCCUCUUUUCUGUAAUAUUAUCAAAAAUGUUAAUUGACACCCAUGAUUCUCAAACAUCGGGAGGAAAAAAAAAAAACAGAUGUCUGUGAAACUUGGGCUUUAUAGAUAUUCACAGAUUGUGAUCUUUUUUGUGGAUUGUUGAAUACAUACAGAUGGAAAGGUAGAAUGCAGGCUGGCAUCAAGACUGACGGGUAGCACCUUGUCCCAGGCAUUAAAAUUCUCCAGGAUGGACUGCUGCGAACUAAAACAGGGAUUCUUAGGUAUGCUGUAGAUGGUUUAUGUUAAUGUGGGUCGCAUCAUAUUUUAAACCAAAAACGAGAGAUUUGUCCUUGUAUUGCUUUUAGGAAAUUUCAAAACCUAUAGUACACUCUUGGUUGAAGUGCUUCUUUCUGCAAGCCUUUUAUGGCCCAAAGCAGCAAACGGCUGACUGUGGGGAUACUGUACUGAUGGUAUUCACUUCUGUUCUGACCAAGGAGCAGAGAACCAGAGCAGACUAUUUUUCACAGGUCCAGGUCCAUAUAGGUGCCAGCUCCAUGACUGCUCUGGAGCUCAAGCGCCCCAAUAUUUCAGAAUUAAUUAUGUCAUAUUUAGCCCAAUUUUAAAUGUACGGCAUACUUUAAGGAUGACCCUUCAUUGUAGUAUCUGUUAUAGGCACAUCUGUCUUCUGUAUUCCCUGUUCACAUUGUCUGUGACACACAACAAAGAGGCUGUAAUUAGUUCACAUUGAGAGCUGGUCCUUUAAAGGCUGUGUCUGUGGUUCCAGAUUUUGAUUAUUCACAGGUCCUGAACCAGCCGGUGAGGCUCACAGUGCUGUAUGGGUGAUUCUAAAAUAGAAUGCCAUUGAUGAGUGCUGUGAUCAGAAACACUUAUAUUGCUAAAAGGGUAAACUUUUAGCAUUUAAAAUUUAUCUUGAGGGCUGGGAUAUUGUUUUUAUGAAAUUGUAUAACAUCACACAUUUGUAGGAGGUUGUUCACACCCCAGUGAUAUUCAUAAUUUGGCGCCUGUGGACCUAUUGCAUCAGGAUAAGAGCACAUGUCAGUUGGUACUAAGUCUUGAAAGGGAAAAGGCCCUAGUAAGUGACACUAGUAAUAAUCACUAUUGCCUCUUUUUCCCUUUUUAUUCCAAACUGCCUUGCUUUAAACUGUACUCAAAGCCACCAGACUGUCACAUUCACAAGUGAGGUAAAGUGAUUGAUUCCCCAGAACACCAAGUCACUGCUGCAGAAGUCCUGUAAGGCUUGUCUUGUCUUUCUGUACCUCACUAAAUGUCCAGUCCACUACUGUGGAUUUGUUUUAGGACUAAUGCACCCCCCUCCCCAACGAUCACAAUGGCUAUAAUGCAGCUUGAGCAAAAAAGAAAAAAAAAGUUAGUAGGGAAGGAAAGAGAUCAGCUCAAAGAGAAUCCAAUCUUUUCUAAGGUCCUGGGUAGAAUAUGCACAUAUACUGGUUUAUAUACAUGCACAUUUGAAAAUGUAUGUAUGUAUAUAGCUGGUUAUCUCUUUCCACUUUACCUUAAUUUACUCUCCCAGGCCAAGUUAAAUGCCAACUCGUAUAUUUUUCUCUGUGUACCCAUAUUGAAAGUAUAAACAUAUCAAAAUUAUACAAAAUGAAAGAUAUACUAAUACUUGAAUCAAAAGAAGCGCCAAUAAUGUAAUGUGAAACUUUUUGUAAUGAUUUUUGUCAUUCAUACACUUCCAAGCUUUUUGAUAACAUCAGUUCAAAAUGAACUAAAAACGUAAAAACAUUUGUGUGGAGAAAAAAAAAAAGAAAAAAAAAAAAGCAAAAUGACAUCUAUUGUAUGUGUGUUUGCACAAGACUGUGUGUGUUCUGAUGGGUGAAUGACUGUGAUUGUUAAUCUGUCUGUACAAGUGGGCAAAGGUUCAAAAUAUAGUGUGCGCGCUUAUAGUGGGUUAGUGCCCACCUUAUGGUUUAAUUCAGUAUCUUUACAGGUUAUUUGCCCUUUUUUUUUUUUUUUUUCUUUUUUUUUUGUUGUUGUUGUUGCCUUUUUUGCUAGUCUGUAGUCAGAAACCUAUUCGGAUGUGUAUUGUUAUUAGCUUCUAGCGUUGCACUGAGUGUCUGCCUCCCCUCUUUCAGCUAAUCGUACACCAUGAAAUAAAGUACUGAGGGAUAAGGUGACAAUUCAUGUGUUAAUGUUUACUCAAGGACUUAGAGGAAAAAAAGUGUGUUUUUAUCUGUAAUAUGAUUAUCUACUUUAUAGUGGCUUUUAUUGCUUUCAUGAAAAAUAAUUGAGUAUUGCACCAUUUUUUUUCUCAGAUUAUAAAAUGAAAAGGAAAAAAAAAUAAAAUAAAAUACAAAACAAAAAAAAAAAAUGUGGCCAUAGGUUAGUGUAGAUGGACUUGUAACUUCCAGUGUCAGCUCCAUGCUAAAUGGAAAUUGAUGAAUGAUGAGUUUGUUACAAGGCUUAAUUCAGUGGUGCCUACCUUUUUUUUUUUUUUUUUUUUUUUUUAAAUAUCAUUAUUUUUUUUUUUCCUCCAAGGCCACCAACAGUUUACAAGCAUUUCAUGUUGUUCAAAGAAAAGGAAAUUACUGUGGGAAUGUCCAAAAAAAGGACAUACUUCCAUCAUGAAUAACAAAAACACUUUACUGAAUGAAGAUUAUUGUGCUACUUGCAGAACUCUGGGAUUGAUCAGUGUUGUCAUGUUGUGAUUCACUUUUUUUUUUUUUUUUUUUUUUUUUUUUAUUUCUGUGUUGUCAUUGUUGAUUUCAUGGACUAUUGAAGUCUGUAUGUUUUUCCUUUGUGCAAAUAAUUGCUCACUAUCUUGCACAUAGAUAAAAAGUGGAUCAUGUCUCAGGAAGGCAAGGGUUCCAGAGUACCAACUCCACACCAUUUUAAUGUUCAUUUUUAUAAGGAAAAAAAAAAUCGAUUAAGAAAAUGAAGCACUGAAGGUUAUGGAUUUCAGAAGAAAAAUACCUUUUGUUUCUAAAUCCGUAGCAGUUACAUAUUUACCAAAUAAUGGACUCUAAAUGAACUUUAAACAAUGGAGUGCUUUAUAUAAAAAAGUCUAUAUAUUAAAAUUGCUUUACAUUUUAGACAAAGUGAUCAAUGAUUUUGAUUGUUCAAAAGACAGUAAAAGAGCAUACAAGUACUGUAUGUGGUAAUCUUUAUUGUAUUUUCUUAACAUGAGGUCCCUUCCUGUUGAAAUCAGGAACAUUUGUGCAUUACUAUUUCUUUCCUUUCUGCCAUUCUCUCUUGUGGCGGGUAUUAUGUACGGAAAAAAAAUGUAUGAAAGCAUUUCUUCUGCAUCAAUUUGAAGGAUUGAAAGUGAGCUGGUUUUUAAGGAUCAUGAUCUAUGCACAAGUGGGGUGUAGAGGUAUAAAGACCUCUGUGACCCAUCUCAUGGGAUUUGGGGAAUUACUUUUGGGCUUUCCUUCCAUUGUACUCAUUAUGUUGCCUCUUUAUUCCUGUCAGCAUCUCUUAUAAAUCGUGUACUACAGUACCAGUACUUUACCAUGCUGUUUAUUCCUAAACCAAUGAGCAUCUCACUCUAAAGCACUGUGGGGUUUUUGUAGCCUGUGAUAAGGGUGUGUCUUGUGUGUUAUCUUUGUUCCUGUGUUACCUAGGGUGUGGGUGGGCAGAGGGUUGCUUUUGCCUUUUAAAAUAUUAAGGAAAAUGCCUGUACUGAGAUUUUAAAAUGACAGUGGCUUUUAAUGUUUCUCUCUCCUCAUAGAAUGUGAUUGUUGAUGACAUGCACCGAAAUGUUUCAUGAACAAUGGAGCUUCUUUCAACCUAUUAAUAAAUUGCAUUUUUUGGCUGUAA
Messenger RNA from Pangasianodon hypophthalmus (striped catfish), 12831 nucleotides. It is a transcript of the gene tnrc6c1, whose product is annotated as trinucleotide repeat containing adaptor 6C1. The transcript is spliced from 19 exons. Gene Ontology annotation, biological process: miRNA-mediated post-transcriptional gene silencing; positive regulation of nuclear-transcribed mRNA poly(A) tail shortening. The coding region runs from base 870 to 5924 and encodes 1684 amino acids. The record is from RefSeq and is a predicted model, not a curated record. Gene Ontology annotation, cellular component: P-body; nucleoplasm. Gene Ontology annotation, molecular function: RNA binding; protein binding. Lineage: Eukaryota; Metazoa; Chordata; Actinopteri; Siluriformes; Pangasiidae.